Molecule: messenger RNA, 1437 nt
Organism: Solanum dulcamara
Lineage: Eukaryota; Viridiplantae; Streptophyta; Magnoliopsida; Solanales; Solanaceae
Product: protein FAR-RED ELONGATED HYPOCOTYL 3-like
Exons: 10
Coding region: 1-1437 (478 amino acids)
Biological process (GO): regulation of DNA-templated transcription
Molecular function (GO): catalytic activity
Source: RefSeq, a predicted model, not a curated record
AUGGCUCAGGGCAUUGGGUGGACAAGUUCCAAAGUAAUUCUAACUGAUCAAGACAAAACAUUGGAAGAAGUUAUCUCUGAGGUUUUACCAGAUUCACGCCAUUGCUUUUGUUUGUGGCAUGUACUGAGUAAGAUCCAGGAGAAGCUUGGUCAUGUCAUAAGGCAGCAUGAAAGAAUGUCUACGAUGCAACAAGCGGAAAGCGUUAGCUCUCUUCUUGAUGAAUGCAUAUUAUGCAAGACGACGUUGACGGAGUUUUUUGACCAGUAUAAAAAACUGCUGCAAGAGAAGUCUCAAGGAGAGGCAAAUGCUGAUUUUGAGACAAGGCAUAAACAACCAGGACUGAAAUCUCCCUCCCCUUUUGAAAAGCAGAUGUCAACUUUAUACACUCAUACGAUAUUCAAGAAAUUCCAAGUUGACGUUUUGGGAGUGGUUGCUUGCCACCCUAAAAAGGGAAAUGAUGAUGGUGAAACUGGCACAUUUAAAGUCCAAGAUUUUGAAGUAAAUCAAGAAUUCAUUGUCGUAUGGAAUGAGAGGACAUCUGAUACUUCAUGUGCAAAGAGUAGAGAGAACAUGAGACAAGUAACUUUGGUUGAUUCCAGGAUUCAACGCUACAAUGAUCUAUGUCAAAGGGCAUUUGAGCUAGGUGAUGAAGCGUCGUUAUCUCAAGAGAGCUAUAACAUUGUAUUUAGUGUGCUGGAAAAUUUUCUGAGAACAUGUGAGACCGUGAAUGAUGAAAAUUUAAAUGAAUCAGAACCUUGUUCUCUUCCAAAUCAAAGUCUUAAUGACCUUGAAGUAUUCAUAGAUAGUAACAAUCCAAGUAAGAGUAACGGAAAGAACAUUAUGCAAGAAAAGAGAAGGAGCCUCCACAAAUACGGUGGAAAUGAUGAGAAAAAGGUUUUGAGGGACAAUUGUGUCUUUAACCAUGCUAAUGCAUGCUUAAAAAACCUUUACAUUGCUAAUUUCAUGGGACAAUCAAGUUUCGGAGAACCAACUGUGGAUUAUCCUUUUGGAUCACAUUCAGCCAUACAGCCAAUGGGCCAUAUAUAUUCCAGAAUUCUAAUUCCUGAUGGCUACUAUAGCAGCCCCCAAAUGAUUCAAGGAGUGGGACAAUUAAAUACAAAUACCCAAGGCUAUGCCAACCAUUUAAACAUGCUGGUGCUGGGACAAUUGAAUACACUUGCUUCAAUUGAAGAUGGCCCUUAUCUCUCUCAACCUAGAUUGCAUGGACUGGGACAAAUGUAUUUUAGGCCUGCAGAUACUCAAAAUCCCUUUGGGGUUCAGGACACAAUGAAUGACGCUGUUGAAGAGGCUUGUCAAAGCGGAGUGAGUGUUAUUGAAGAACCAGGAGGGAGCUUAAGGGACAAGCAUGCAGUGGAGUGCCGUAACAAGUAUGGAGUCUCACUUGUUUUCACCAAUGUGAGACACAUCAGGCACUAG